Molecule: messenger RNA, 1533 nt
Organism: Megalobrama amblycephala (Wuchang bream)
Lineage: Eukaryota; Metazoa; Chordata; Actinopteri; Cypriniformes; Xenocyprididae
Gene: ackr3b
Product: atypical chemokine receptor 3b
Exons: 2
Coding region: 188-1276 (362 amino acids)
Biological process (GO): chemotaxis; angiogenesis; vasculogenesis
Cellular component (GO): membrane
Molecular function (GO): coreceptor activity; G protein-coupled receptor activity; chemokine binding
Source: RefSeq, a predicted model, not a curated record
UCAGCAAGUGCAGUCGGAGCGCAGAGGGACAAUCACGCUAUCCUCUCGUACGGAUAACUACAGACUUUGACAUUUUCUCCAGGCAUCGGAAUCUCGUUACCAAAGGCUACAUUUAAAAGUCUAGGAGCACCAAAACACACCACAAGGAUUGUCACUGCCGUUGCGGCAAUAACAAAAACGUGGCAAGAUGAGUGUGAACGUGAAUGACUUCAAUGACAUUUUGGAUGCACUGGGUGAUCUGAACUUCUCAACUCUUGACGAUAACGUCUCCCAUGUGGAAGUGUGUCACAGCGCCUUUAGCCAGAGGGCGUUGCUCUACGGCCUCUCUGUGCUCUACAUCUUCCUCUUCAUCAUCGGCCUCGCCGCCAACGCUCUGGUGGUGUGGGUGAACGUGCGAGCCGAGGGGAAACGUUACGAGACUCACCUGUACAUCCUCAACCUAGCCAUCGCUGACCUCUGCGUAGUGGCCACUCUUCCGGUCUACAUUAGCUCUCUGCUUCAACUCGGCCACUGGCCUUUUGGGGAUGCCAUGUGCAAAAUUACACACCUGAUCUUCAGUGUCAACCUCUUCAGCAGUAUCUUCUUCCUCACGUGCAUGAGUGUGGACCGCUACCUGUCCGUGAAACUUUUUGGAGACGGUCCCAGUCAGAGGAAGAGAAGGACCAGGCAGCUAAUCUGUGUGGGCGUUUGGCUGCUGGCACUCUUUGCCGCCCUCCCUGAAACAUACUUCCUUCAGGCUGAGAAGUCCAGCCAUUCAGACAGCAUCGUAUGCAAGUCCGUGUAUCCCGCGGACAGCACUAAGGAGUGGACAGUUGGCAUCCAAUUGAGUUUCUUCAUGCUCGGCUUUGCCAUUCCCUUCCCUAUCAUUGCCGUGUUCUACAUCCUCCUGGCCGGUACCAUCCAACCCUCGGCUGACCAGGAGCGUCGCGUCAGCCGUCGGCUCAUCUUCACCUACAUUGUGGUCUUUCUAGUGUGUUGGCUGCCCUACCAUGGAGCUCUACUGCUUGACACGCUAGCCUUUCUCAACGUGCUCCCCUUCAACUGCACUCUGGAGAACGCUCUCUAUGCGGCGCUGCAUCUCACUCAGUGGUUCUCCCUCCUUCACUGCUGCGUGAACCCCAUCAUCUACAACUUCAUCAACAAGAACUACCGCUACGACCUCAUGAAGGCCUUCAUCUUCAAGUACUCUACCAAAACUGGCCUCGCUAGGCUUAUCGAUGCCUCACAUGUGUCUGAGACAGAAUACUCUGCUGUGGAGAACCAGGGACCGUUAUGAACAUGUUAUGAUGGUGUUGACCAUCAGCAGAUAGAGAGGGAACAGUCAUGGAAAUCUCUCUGGAUGUUUUGCUCUUGAAGCAUGGCCAAAUUUGAUGUUUUGUAAAACAGCUUUGUACAUGUACAGUUUGCUUACGCUCUAAAAAAUGCUGGGUUAAAAACAACCCAAGUUGGGUUGAAAAUGGGUUGUUUUAACCAAGUGGUUGGGUUAAAUGUUUGCCCAACAUGCUGAACAAAUGAACUCAAAAUUAGGGCUGC